UGGAGCUACAGUAAGCGGCUAACGGCAACAGAAGACACGAUACCCUGUACCAUGCAGUAUACCAGAGAGGACAGACCGGGAGUACUGGUUUUUCAGCCCUCUCCUCUGUAACGGAGUAAUUUUUUUCUUUUUUGCCUUUUGUAAUACUGGGACUAUACAAAUUUCGCAUUAAUUUGACAUACCUUCACACUCACGCCCGUGCGUGCGCACAUAAACAGACACACAAGCAAGCACGUAGCAAACACAGAUUAUCACAUUUUUCACAUUUGCUAACCGCACAAGGACACCAAUUCUUCACAGGGUCGGGAAUCAUGGAUCUAUCGCGCUAUCCACCUCGAAUGUGCUGGUGGAGAUUAUUGUUUCUCUUAAGCAUCUUCCAGGACUAUGUGAGUUCCAUGCUGGACUGUCUAUCAACCUGCAGCUGUUCCCAGACGGAGAUCUACUGCAAUAAGUCCGACAAUGGGAAAUUUUUCCCUUUGCUCGCUGUGCAAGACACUGGGAACAAUGGCAAUAAUACUAACAGCAUCCCAGAUCUGGUCAAGAACAUCACGUCCAUACACAUAGAGAACUGGACGGGCCUGCACGUUCUGACGGAAAUGCACAUGGAUCUGUAUACUGGACUCGAGCGGCUGACUAUCAUGAACUGCAACCUGCACGAGAUCCACAACAAUGCAUUUAACAAGAACCCAGCCCUGCGCUACAUAAAUUUGUCCAAAAACCCUCUGACGAAACUGUCAUGGCGACCUUUCCAGAAACUGCAGCUCUGGGAACUGAGGCUGGAUGACGUGUUGUUUAACUGCAGCUGUGAUGUCCGCUGGAUUCAACUGUGGCAGCAGAGAGGAGAAGCUGGACUCCACAGUCAGCAGCUCUACUGUUAUAAUGGGGUUGCAAGGAUCCCAUUGCAGGAAAUGAACAACUCUUUCUGUGACUUGCCUGAAAUCAGUGUGACACACAGUAACCUCACAGUAAUUGAAGGUGAUAAUGUCACACUCACCUGCAAUGGUUCGGGGAUGCCCUACCCUGAUGUGGACUGGAUGGUCAAUGACCUUCACUCCAUCAACACCCACCAGUACAAUGGCCCUUCUGUCCACUCCGUAAACCUGACCCUCGUCAAUGUGAGCCGUGAUGACAACGGUUUCCUGCUGACCUGCAUUGCUGAGAAUGUGGUGGGGAUGAGCAACGCCUCCAUUCAACUGGCUGUGCAGUUCUCUCCAAGUAUCAUACGCCUGGAUGAGCCAGAACGUCGCCAUGACACCUGCAUGAUGUUCAUCGUGCGGGGCUACCCCCACCCCACGCUGCGCUGGUUCCACAAAGACCAGGAGAUCCUGCAUAGUGAAUACAUCCGCACCGAGAUGGAGACCUACCACGAUAACCUGGAGGGAUGUCUGAUAUUCAAGGACCCUACUCACCACCAAAAUGGCAACUACACCCUGGAGGCUAGCAACUUCCUUGGCAUGGCCACCAAGACAGUGUAUGGACACUUCCUCCAGGCCCCUCCAUUUACCGAUGAAGGUAAGUGGCCAGCAAUGGUGAACCCCACGCCCCCAAUCAAUGUCACACACGGGCCGGAUGAGGACAAAUUUGGGGUGUCCAUCGCCGUUGGACUAGCGGGGUUUGCCUGUGUGCUCCUCGUCGUCUUGUUCGUCCUCAUCAACAAAUAUGGCCGACGGUCCAAGUUUGGGAUGAAAGGACCUGUAGCAGUGAUAAGCGGGGAGGAGGACUCAGCAAGUCCCCUGCACCAUGUGAAUCACGGGAUCAUCACCCCUUGCACCCUGGACGCCGGCCCCGAUGCCGUGGUCAUCGGAAUGACCCGCAUCCCCGUCAUCGAGAACCCCCAGUACUUCAGGCAUGGACACAACUGCAACAAGCCCGCCACCUAUGUGCAACAUAUAAAGCGGCGAGACAUCGUUCUGAAGAGGGAGCUGGGAGAGGGGGCCUUUGGGAAGGUGUUCCUGGCAGAGUGCUAUAACCUCAGCCCCACCAAGGACAAGAUGCUGGUAGCUGUCAAGACCCUGAAAGAUCCAACUCUGGCAGCCAGAAAGGACUUCCAGAGAGAGGCAGAGCUGCUGACCAACCUGCAGCAUGAGCACAUUGUGAAGUUCUAUGGGGUUUGUGUUGAUGGAGACCCACUCAUCAUGGUGUUUGAGUACAUGAAGCAUGGAGACCUCAACAAAUUCCUCAGAGCUCAUGGCCCUGACGCCUUGAUCCUGGUGGAUGGCCAGCCACUGCAGACCAGUGGGGAGCUGGGUCUGUCCCAGAUGCUGCAGAUCGCCACACAGAUUGCCUCUGGGAUGAUGUACCUGGCAUCCCAGCACUUUGUUCAUCGUGACUUGGCUACACGCAACUGCCUAGUGGGCAACGGCCUGCUGGUGAAGAUUGGAGACUUUGGAAUGUCUAGAGAUAUCUACAGCACUGACUACUAUCGGGUGGGAGGACACACGAUGUUGCCCAUUCGCUGGAUGCCCCCGGAGAGCAUCAUGUACAGGAAGUUCACCACAGAGAGUGAUGUGUGGAGCUUUGGAGUCAUUCUAUGGGAGAUCUUCACCUAUGGGAAGCAGCCAUGGUUCCAGCUGGCCAAUAAUGAGGUCAUCGAGUGCAUCACACAGGGCCGUGUCCUGGAGAGGCCUCGAGUCUGCCCUAAGGAGGUAUAUGACGUCAUGCUGGGAUGUUGGCAGAGGGAACCGCAACAGCGUCUGAGCAUCAAGGAAAUCCAGAAGAUUCUGUACGCCUUGGGGAAGGCUACACCCGUCUACCUGGACAUCCUGGGCUAGCGACGGUUGGCCCGUCUGUGUCUGUCUCUGUCUGUGCCAGACAGACAAACACAAUCCAGGAAAAACCAAACAACAUGUACCUUACUGCUCCACUGUCAAACACCAACGAGAUGGGGAUAGACUCAAGUGCCUGCUACACCUUUCGAUACACAGGAUAACAGUCUUUAAAAAACACUUUUACAUUUUGUUUACCUGCAUACAAAAUGUACAGAGUUCUACUGUAAGAAGAGGAAUUUCCCUUUUUUUCUUAAAAAAACGACCUCCUUAAAAAAAAGUAAAAAAAAAAAAAGUAAAAAAAAAAAAAAAAAACUAUAAACAAAGCCUGGAAGAGAAGCAACACGUUUGCAUCCCAACAGCCUGAUUGAAGAUUAACCUCCCCCGUGUUUUUUUAUUUGAUAAAUAUAUAUAUAAAUAUAUUAUAAUAUAUAUUUUUAUUUAUUUAGUUUUUUCUUUCUCAACAUGUGGAUGUCUGCCAUAUUUGUUGCUAAGGGUAUAUCACCUUUUAGAGUCAGACUAUUGGCCAGGACUUACUGAAGAAAGCCUUACUGCACUCUGAUUGGCUGGAUCGUAUCCAAUGGGGUUUUCUGUUUCUAAGGGAAAAGAAAAACACAAGCAUAUGGGUGAAAUGAAGAAACCUUGGGAAAGAAGGACCCACCAAUCACUACAAACAACCUAAUUUAAUAACUGGAUGUACAUAAUGUAAAUUUCUAUAAGUGUCACAAAUUAUGUUAACUUAUUUCUUUUCCUAUUUAGAUUAUUUUAUCUCCUUGGUGUGCUGUUAUGGUGAGUUAAUUCUAUAAAUAUUUUAAGAAUCUCUUCAAUAUUUUCUUUUGGACAUGGUCAUAGAAUGUAUGUUUUGUACUACACUGAGGAUGCCUAAUUUUAUUCUUGUCACAAAGUUGUAUUUAAGCUUUGUAACGGAACUGAGACAGGAUAAAGUCCUAUGGAAAGUCAGUAUGACACCACAUUGCUGAGGUGACAUGAUGCUAUUUUUCCCCAGCCACUUUGGCAGGAGAUAUGGCAUAAUACCAUAUUACAUUUUUCCUUAAAGAGUAUUGUAUUAAACUAUACAUCCUUCCCCAACCUUGAAUCAUUAUAAAACCCCCUUUAUAUUCAUCUUGAAAUAUUAAAAGCAGAAUUGGCAUUUGUAUGGGUAGAAUUAGCAAUGGAACAGUACCAGAGAAUCAGAAUAUUUUAUUUAGAAGGACAAAUUGAUUGACAUGAUAUCGAACUUAGAGACAUUCCAUGUUUUUCCAUACAUUCCAUUGCUGCCUUUGAUUCAUUGAUAUAGAAUGCGUUUUCCACAGACAUCAUUCCACAAGCUUGGGAGUGACGUGAUAAAGACCAACGUCCAGUGGACAGGGCAAUUUCUAGGCCAAUGUAAAUAAUUAUUCAUUUAGAUCAAAGCCUAAUUUUCAUGACACAUAAUGAGUGAUAUUAUAACACUUACAAUAACUGCAGUUUUGAUAUUGUAAGGCAUGGCUGAGGCAUCUUCAAAAGAUACCACUGUAUUAUUCAGUCUUGUGACAUAUUAUAGCUUUGUGCAUUAAUACAGCAUUUAAACCUUUUUUUCCACAUAUAAGCAAGAUACCAUUGGCUAAUGACAGUCCAUCUGUCCUGUUCACUUGUUCUAAUAACUUGCUUUCUUGGCACACACAAUAAUUGUACCAGAAGCAUUAGGUAUCAGUGAUGAGGUAAAGAGCUAUUGUGAACAUUGUGUGUUGUGAUGGCUAAUACUAAGGCAUUGCAUUGACAUGCUCGCUCGUAAUACAAUUAGGUUGAGCUUACAUUUGAGUUGAGUAAGUUACAGUGAUGCAUUCAAAGUUAUUCCAUGCAGGCAUAAACUGACUUUCAUUUCAUUUGGAGCAAAUGUAGUUUCAGUCAUCAUGUCAACACUACUAUUAUCACGUACGCAUAUUCCACAUAUUACAGUGUAUAAGAUGUCAACAUUAAAUGUGUAUAUUAACAUGACUCUACAAAACCUCUGAAACAGCCAGUCUGGCUUCUUUUAUGAUCUUUCUUGUGUCAUAAAUGUUUGUGUGCCCCAUAAUCACCUAUCUUGUCUUAAGUCCUUGGGUCUUUCUCUGUAUCUUUAUAUAUCCGCCCUUUAUAAAAUUGUAAGUGGAAUAUAUACUUGUCCCUAACCUUUCUGUUCAGGUUUAUAACGCAUAAAGGGACUCUAAGCCAGCCAACAGGGACAGCUGGAACAUUUGUUCAUCUUGUGACCUUGUUUUUUGGCUUUACAUAUUUUGUGAGCUGGUUCUUGCCAUAUUAAAGGGGAGAUUUCAAGGGCUA
This is a messenger RNA of Conger conger (European conger), 5066 nucleotides long. Its product is annotated as NT-3 growth factor receptor-like. The transcript has 16 exons. Gene Ontology annotation, biological process: multicellular organism development; cell surface receptor protein tyrosine kinase signaling pathway; protein phosphorylation. The record is from RefSeq and is a predicted model, not a curated record. Gene Ontology annotation, cellular component: axon; signaling receptor complex; plasma membrane. NCBI's taxonomy places the organism in Eukaryota, Metazoa, Chordata, Actinopteri, Anguilliformes, Congridae. Bases 312 to 2771 code for a protein of 819 amino acids. Gene Ontology annotation, molecular function: transmembrane receptor protein tyrosine kinase activity; neurotrophin binding; neurotrophin receptor activity.